AUGAGCCAAUGGAAGCGAGCCAGUCUGGCAUUCGUGUCAGUUUGGUGUUGUGUUGACGUUGAUCCCGAGCCGUUUUUCUUGCAUUCUGGCGCAUCUACAGCAUCCUGGCGAAGAGCAGACAACGGUGAUGCUUCAGCGGAACAUUGGGUCAAUGCUCGUUUUCAAGCCGUGGAAGACCAAGCACGGCGUUGUUGGUCCGUGGGUGGACGUUACUGGGAAACCGAAUUGGACACCCCGUCCUAUGUUUCUACAUUGCGCGUUUCUGGUUCGACUCACGAGGCACCAGAUUGUCCCGGAUGUUUAGACCAUUUCAUGGGCUUGUGGAGUGGUGUCCCCGAUCGCCUUUUGGGCGGUAUUUGUGCUCAUGCUACGUGCGAUCGAGCCCAGGUGCAAGUGCAAAUUUAUCCUGUUUAUCUUGCUCGCGCGUUACAUCUCAAAUUCGCUUUGCCUUCAACUGCAGAGCAUUUGAAGGUUCGGGAACUCUCCCAUUGGUCUCAGCUACAUCUGGAUUUCGUCAUCGGGGGGUUGAGCAGCUGCGGCACCAACACUAUUACCAAUGCGCUAGACCAGGUCUCUGAUGUUGAUUUCACACUGCACGGCGAAGACGAUUUCUUCUACCAGCACGACUCCUUGCUGCCCUACCGGGACGAGGUUGAAAGCUUCAAUUUUCAGUGGCUGUCCCAUUCUUGCUCGGAAUGCCUUCGUGGGUUGCGUCAUCCUGGCCUCUACCACAGCCAUCGGGUGCGGCUCGCUCUGGCCCACAUUCCCAGGCUGAAAGUUGUGAUCAUCGUGUGCGAUCCCGUAAGCAGGUUUGAAAAGUGGUUUUGGAUGCACCUCCACUGCAAAGCGCAUCCGGCGAUGCCACGUCACAAGCUGGCAGAUGGCCGAGAGCGCUGUUUCCGCGGGCCUGUGAGUGCGCUGGAGGAACCCGAAAUGGUGAGACAAGCCAGUUUCGGCUUUCACAUGCGCUCGCUAUACGGCCUGUUGGGCCCUAGCAACCUUCGCAUGAUCCAUCAGGCACAUUUGCGACACCAGCCUGUCGAGACUUACACAAACGUCGCACACUUUCUCGGUGCGAGAAAGCUACCGGCUACUUUCAAGGUCGAGCGGCACAACCAUCAGAGGGGCUACCGCACCGACCUGUGUCAGAACGAAUCUCUCGUCAGGGAUCUUCAGCAGCUAUUCCAGGAUGAGUAUGAUGCAAUGGAGGCUCUCCUGAGCUCACUUGGAGGUGGGCUUCCGCUGCCCGAGGAGCUGCUGCUGCGGCAAACUCGAUGCGAUCGCCCUGAGGAACUGGAAGGUGUGGCGCCUGAGACACGCCCUGCACCGCUGUUGGUAGCCGAAAAGGUCCGCUCGUUAACCGAAUUACGUUUACGUAAUGGCAGGGUCUUUGACCUCGCCAUCCACUCCUUGGUGAGCACUGUCGUGUUCAACGCGAUCGUGCUGGUCGGCAACAAGUGGACGGCGGAUGCGCUACGGGAGAUUGGCCACUCCACUCGAGGCUGGUCCAAUGUCGGGACGGGCAUUGCUUCAGCGCUCCAAACAGAGAUCGACCACAAGAUGAAUAAUGUUUCUUCACUUCUGCUUGGCAGCCUGGAGCACGUCGUGGAUGCUCAGAGCCAGUUGGACAUUGUCCUCUCCAUGGUUGGGAACGAAACCGAUGCUGCCAUUUCCAAACAUCCAGAGCUGUCCCUGCUGCAGCAGCACGGCCCAGAGCGUGGCUUGGUUCUCUUGCAGGAGCUUCACCAAAAGAACGCGUCUCAUGUCGAGGCCUUGGUGCCCAUCAUCAUCGGCGCGAUACACCAGGUGAUGGAUUUCGUGAUGGAAGAGGUGGAAAGAGGAUUGCACACGUUGCUGGAAAAGAUCAAGCCAGCUCUGGAGCAGGUCGGCAAGUGGAUACUUCAGUUUGGAGACAAAGUCACCAAAGGCUUGGAAGACUUCAGCUCGACGUUGGACAAGGCCCAGAAGAUGUUCGAUCAGGUCAUGGCACAGCUGAAUGGGGCUGGAAACAACUCGGACUUGAUGAUCCAGCAAACAUGGCCCAUUUUUGAUGAUGACGAUUCCGGAGAAGUUUCUGCGACGGAGCUCACGAAUGUGGGCAAUUGGUUUUCUAUCUCAGCUCUCCAAGGCAACAAGGCAGCAGCCCUCAUCAAGAAGUAUGAUGUUUCUGGUGAUGGGGAAAUUGGACCUCGGGAAUUCGAGAAGCUGGUGAACGAUCCCAGCAUUCCGGGCUCCUUGUCCGUGAUCCUCAGGAAGUACGCCAAACGACUGGCGGAGAUUGCGGGCGAUGUCGGUGAAGCUCGUUUGAGAGAUGAUGUGGCACGUAGUGUUGCCAACUAUGUGAAAUUGGUGUGUGCAAAGAACAUGACGAAAGUGGAUUGGAUUGCCGACCGACUUGGAAAUGGAAGUGUUCCGCUGGACUUCACCGGGACUGUUUUCGUUGAGAUGUGCCUCUCCAGCAAAAAUCCCAAUGCCGCCGUGUUCACCAGUGCUGACACCGGCCUCUUGUUGACCACAGAAGUGUACAAACUUCACCCUGAGGCGAUGCUCAGCACCAUCGACUUGCUGGGCAACUCGUCGUGGUGGCAAUCUCAAGGCUACGACCUGAAGGACCAGCCUGAGUGCAUCAAAAUGGCGACUUCCUGGAUCACUCAGGUUCAAAAGACCGCCAUGACGCAGGGUGGGUCCAGCUUGCUCUCCUUGCUCGAUGGGAGCACACGCAGCACGCUGGACAGCACGCUGGACAGCACGCUGCAGCAGGAACUGGAGCUGCUCGAAGCGAUGCCCCAGGCCGCUUUCAUUAUGGCGGAGGAGAGUGCACGGCUUUACCGCCUGGAGCGGCUGCAGGCACGCCAACGCCGACGGAGUGAGCUCUUUUCCUCUGCCACAUCGCAGCUUCUCCUCAAGCGACUCUUGGGCGGAGUGUCCGCUUCCGACGUUGGCAACCAGGACAAGGCAAGAGCAGCUGCGCAAGGGGGAAUCGUGGCAGUUCCCGAGACGCUGGAGUUUGCUGCCUACUUGCGCAGCAACGCAUCAGCCAGGGCGAAGGAGCUGCAGCAUUUCUCUUUCGACUACGCGUCUGAGUCGAGCAACUCCAUUGAUGAUUUCGCAUCCAAGAUUCAAGCCAUGAUCAAGAAGGUUGAGAGCUUCAUCCAGCUCAUGGAAAAGUAUGCUACGCCUAAGGGCAUCAACGACCUAGAGGCCAAAGUGGAAGAUUUCCUCACCAAAGCCGUCGAGGACGUGCGAAAGACAGUGGAGUCCAAGCUGGUGGGCCUUAUCAACAAGUCCGCGCCCCAGCUGGAGUCGGCUAUCCACUCAGCAGCGCACAAUGCUGGGCAGCGCCUGGGCACCAUGAUCGGUGAUGUGAUUUCGAGUCCACUAGCCCAGUCCCUGGAGAAGCCACUGGAGGAGAUUCUGGCUGAAGCCGUUGGCAGCAACACCACGGCAGCGAAGAUCGGAAAGUACAUGAGCGAUGCCUUGGGCGGGGAGAUCUCCAAUCUUACCGCAUCGGCUCUCGGCGAUAAGAUCGGUGAUGCACUGGAAGGACUUCUCGACAAGGCACUGGACAAAGCUUCGGAUGUCGCAGGCGAAGGCUUGGACACAUUGAAAGACAAAGUGAAAAGCAAGCUCACAAGCAAGGUUAGCCUUCUGUCCGUGGAUUCGGAGAUUGAUCGGUUGUUCAGCCAGCCGAAGCAAGUUAUGCUGUACCAGGAAAGCAUUCAGGAAGAGGGGGUGACCGACACGAUUUCUCAUGCGUGGCAAGGAAUGGUGAAUCUGUUGCGCACCUUCUCGAACCUGCUGCCCACCGCCGUCGACACUCUGAAAGAUGCCAGAAGUGAGGUGUCAAAACUCAGCUCUAACCUUGACUCGAUUUUCUCGGUUUUCGAGGAGAAAGGUCCUCACAUCUUCAACACUGUCGCAGACCUUUGGGUGACAAUCUGGGUCAUUUACUUCGCGUUCAUUCUUCCUUUCUGUGCAUUGACGCUGUAUUAUGGCCUUUGGGCAAAUGGCUGGUUUGGUGGUCCGAAGCCAGUUGCGCAGGAAGCAGAGCCCCAGGGUGAGCAGACAUUGUGGGGGCGCAUGUCUCUGCUGUGCUCCAAAUGCUGCGGUUGCUGCAGCAACUUUCACGACACAGAACUGUGUUUCUGGUCCAUCAUAAUUUUCAUGCAAGUCAUCGUGUUGGUGACGUUCCUGAUCGCGGUCGUCAUGGCCAUCUUUGCAGGCGUUAAGGCAAUGAUCGUGGCAGGAUGCGGCCAGGUCUAUGUGCUGGAGGAUCCUGACGUUUGUGAGAGUGCGCUGACAACUCUCAGGACUUUCCUAACCAAGCUAGACGUUGGCCAGACCCUCUGA
This is a messenger RNA of Symbiodinium sp. CCMP2592, 4350 nucleotides long. NCBI's taxonomy places the organism in Eukaryota, Dinophyceae, Suessiales, Symbiodiniaceae. The record is from the annotation of a GenBank genome assembly.